This is a messenger RNA of Didymosphaeria variabile, 753 nucleotides long. Its product is annotated as glutathione S- transferase, nitrogen catabolite repression regulator. Lineage: Eukaryota; Fungi; Ascomycota; Dothideomycetes; Pleosporales; Didymosphaeriaceae. The transcript is spliced from 3 exons. Bases 1 to 753 code for a protein of 250 amino acids. The record is from RefSeq and is a predicted model, not a curated record.
AUGUCUACAAAACCGAUCCGUGUAUGGCUCGCGCCACCCGGGCCAAAUCCCUGGAAAGUGAUUUUCGUCCUGGAGGAACUGCAAAUCCCCUACGAGAUCCAGUCGAUCAAGUUCCAGGACAUCAAAGCCAAGCCUUUGAUCGACCUCAACCCCAACGGUCGCGUUCCCGCCAUCGAGGACCCCAAUACCGGCCUCGUGCUGUGGGAAACCGGGGCUAUACUCUUGUACCUCGUCGAGCAGUAUGAUGUAGAAAAGAAGCUUACGUACGGGGGUGUGAAAGAGAAGAACCACGUUACGCAGUGGUUGAUGUUCCAGGUCAGUGGUCAGGGCCCGUACUACGGACAAGCAACCUGGUUCCACGUGCUUCACAGCGAGAAGCUCCCCUCAGUAAUCACUCGCUACGUCGAGGAAGCAAAACGUGUCUGCGGCGUCCUCGAGCAGGGUUUGACCGACAAAAAAUGGCUCGUGGGCGACAAGAUGACGAUUGCAGACCUUUCGUUCGUCCCCUGGAACGAUCGCCUGGACGUGGUUUUGAUGUGCGCUGAAGAAUCCAAGUUCGAGGGCUUCCCUAAAGUUAAGGCUUGGCAUGAAAGCAUGAUCGAGAGGCCGUCGUGGAAGAAGGCUAUGGAGAUUAGAGCGAGACUCAUGGACGAACAGGGGUUGAUGUGGAAUGGGAUGCCUAAGGAUGUUUCCAAUAUGGAGGAAUACCAGGCUAAGAUCAAGGCAGAGAAGGAGGCGGAGGCAUCUACAUAA